Molecule: messenger RNA, 2651 nt
Organism: Musa acuminata subsp. malaccensis (wild Malaysian banana)
Lineage: Eukaryota; Viridiplantae; Streptophyta; Magnoliopsida; Zingiberales; Musaceae
Product: probable NOT transcription complex subunit VIP2
Biological process (GO): nuclear-transcribed mRNA poly(A) tail shortening; regulation of DNA-templated transcription
Cellular component (GO): CCR4-NOT core complex; P-body
Source: RefSeq, a predicted model, not a curated record
CUGUGUCGCGGAUUGGAGGCCUCACUCCCACCUCUUCUUCUUCUCUGGCGUCGGAAAGCUCAUUCCUCUCCUUGAAUUCGUGGGGGUUUCGAUCCCAAGGGGGUGUUAAAUCAUUCCUGCGUUGUUCCGCAAAGUAGAAGAUUGCCCUUAGAUCGACCAUGACUUGUGUGCUUUUGCCCAUUUGCGAAAUAUAGAAGCUACCAAGCUCAGGACAAAGAUAGCAGCCAACAAUUAGAAAUCUGGAUACUUUUUAGUCACUGCUCAGCAUAAUGAAUGAGCACUACGUCUGGAAUUGAAUCCUCCUUGAACACUUAUCACAAAACUAUAAUGUCUGGGCUGUUAAAUUCGACACUUAAUGGUUCAUCAUCAAAUCUCACUGACUCAACUGGCCGACCCUACACCACAUCAUUUUCCAGCCAGUCUGCUACAAUCCCUGGAUUUCAUAACUCCAGUGGUCUUCAAGGGCUGCAUAACAUUCACGGAAGCUUCAACCUGCCAAACAUGCCGGGUUCACUUGUAUCAAGAAAUGCAGCAAUCAGUGGUGUUCCAUCAGGUGGUGUUCCACAACCAGGGGGAAGCAUUCCUAGCGGACGGUUUGCAUCCAACAAUCUUUUGGUUGCAUUGUCUCAGAUGUCUCAUGGCUCUGGUGUCACAAAUAGAGGGGGUAUCAAUGUUGUUGGAAAUCAUGCUUUUAGCAGUAACAUGAGUGGAGUUGGUGGGUCAAUAACUGGUCUCUCCUCAAGUUCUGCCACUGGCAAUCGUAGUGCGGUUCCUGGUUUGGGAGUUUCUCCAGUUUUGGGUAAUGUAGGCCCUAGACUUGCAAGCACCAUGGGAAACAUUGUUGGUGGUGGUAAUAUGGGAAGAAGCAUUAGCUCUGGAGGAUUAUCAGUUCCUGGACUAUCUUCACGUGUAAACUUGGGUGCUAAUAGUGGAUCAGGGAGCCUUAGUGUACAAGGAUCUAAUAGACUGAUCAGUGGCAUGCUUCAACAAGCAGCACCACAAAUGAUUGGUAUGCUUGGGAAUUCUUAUCCUAUAUCUGGAGGACCUCUAUCUCAAAUCCAAGGUGCGAAUAACCCCUUAAGCUCUAUGGGAAUGUUGAAUGAUGUCAAUGCUGCCGACAGUUCUCCUUUUGAUAUGAAUGAUUUUCCUCAAUUAAAUGCACGACCAAGUUCAGCUGGAGGCCCACAAGGACAAUUGGGUGCAACACGUAAACAAGGCGUUGGUGUUAGCUCCAUUGUCCAACAAAAUCAGGAAUUUAGCAUACAAAAUGAAGAUUUUCCAGCUUUACCAGGAUUAAAAGGCAGUAGCUCAGACUUUUCUGUGGAUUUGCAUCAGAAAGAACAACUCCAUGAAAAUAUUUCCACAAUGCAGCCACAACAUCUACCUCUGGCAAGAUCUGCUGGAUUUAGCUUAGGAGGAACUUACCCACCUACCCGACAGCAACAGCAGCAGCAUGCCACUGCAGCUAGUAGUGGUGGGCUUCCUUUUACACCUGGGAACAAUGUAGAUCUCCGGUUACAUGGUUCUGAUUUUUUUCCAUCCUCUCAUGGAAACUACCAUUCACAGAUUCAAAACAGUGGAGCCCCUAGCAUUGGCUUGAGACCCUUAAACUCUCCAAAUCCACUUUCUGGUCUGGGAGCGUAUGAGCAGCUCAUUCAGCAAUAUCAACAUCCACAAAGUCAAUCGCAAUUUCGACUGCAACAGAUAUCUGAUGUUAGUCAGUCAUAUAGGGAUCAGAGCAUAAAGUCUGUUCAGGGAUCACUGCUAGCUCCUGAUCGGUUUGGCUUGCAGGGUUUGUUGAGUGUUAUUAGGAUGAAUGAUCCAGAUCUAACAUCUCUUGCUUUGGGAAUUGAUUUAACUACGUUGGGUUUGAACUUAAACUCUUCGGAUAAUCUUCAUAAAACAUUUGGUUCUCCGUGGUCUGAUGAGCCUGCCAAGGGGGAGCCUGAAUUUUGCAUUCCGACUUGCUAUCAUGCCAAAUCAUCACCAAUUCUACAUCAAGGAUAUUUGUCAAAAUUACAGCUAUCAACCCUGUUUUACAUCUUUUAUAGUAUGCCAAAGGAUGAAGAUCAACUCUAUGCGGCCUCUGAACUAUAUGCGCGUGGAUGGUUCUACCACAAAGAGCAUCAGUUAUGGUUCGUGAGAGUUCCAAAUUUGGAGCCUCUUGUUAAGACACAUGCAUAUGAAAGAGGAUCAUACCACUGUUUCGAUCCAAACACAUGGGGAACAAUUCUAAAGGAGAACUUUGUUUUGCAUUACGAGGCAGUGGAGAAGAAACCAAUACUUCCUUCUGAUCCUUCUGAUCGCCCUUAGGAUUAACCUAAGAGUUUGGUCAUGUAAAACAUGCUUGUCACUGUUAGAAUAAAGCAAUCCAGUCUAUUCUUGAUUUUUCUCCAUUGCAGCAUUUAUCAGAGUGCCAAGUUGAGUAGUUUAUCCUUGCAGUCCCACAUUUUUUUUAUCAAGCGUCCUUCAAAGCUCAUUCAGACUUACUCCCCCGUGUAGAGUAGCAGGAGAAUUCAUGGGAUUUAACUCAUAGAUAGAGGACACGGUGGAUUCAUGAAUAUAUCAUGAAUUUUACUGACCUGUAUUACUAUGAAUAAUUGUUCACAGAAAGUUGAAGUAAUAUAUUCUCAGUAUCAUUGCAGCUUUUA